Molecule: messenger RNA, 366 nt
Organism: Lathyrus oleraceus (garden pea)
Lineage: Eukaryota; Viridiplantae; Streptophyta; Magnoliopsida; Fabales; Fabaceae
Exons: 1
Coding region: 1-366 (121 amino acids)
Biological process (GO): DNA integration
Molecular function (GO): nucleic acid binding
Source: RefSeq, a predicted model, not a curated record
AUGGCUAAAGUCCUUCAGUCAGGUCUAUAUUGGCCCACACUAUUCAAAGAUGCCCAAUACAUAGUCAAGGAGUGCGACAGAUGUCAAAGAACAGGGAAUAUUUCUAAGAGAAAUCAAAUGCCACAAAAUGCUAUGCUGGAAUUUGAAUUGUUUGAUGUAUGGGGAAUGGAAUUCAUGGGGCCGUUUCCAUCCUCAUUUGGAAAGAAUUACAUCUUGGUAGCAGUGGAUUGCGUAUCAAAGUGGGUGGAAGUGGUGGCAUUGCCCACCAAUGAUUCUAAAGUGGUUGUGACCUUUCUGAAGAAUAAUAUUUUUUCGAGAUUUGGAGUGUCGAGAGCACUUAUCAGUGAUGAAGGUACUCAUUUUUAA